Messenger RNA from Sorghum bicolor (sorghum), 1612 nucleotides. Its product is annotated as AT-hook motif nuclear-localized protein 7. The coding region runs from base 305 to 1375 and encodes 356 amino acids. Gene Ontology annotation, molecular function: minor groove of adenine-thymine-rich DNA binding. NCBI's taxonomy places the organism in Eukaryota, Viridiplantae, Streptophyta, Magnoliopsida, Poales, Poaceae. The transcript is spliced from 5 exons. The record is from RefSeq and is a predicted model, not a curated record.
GUCAAAGGAGAGAGGAUCACCAAGCAUUCUUGUGCCGUUUCUGCCCCAAAAAUCUCUCCCCCUCCCUCUCUUUUUUUUCUCUGUUAUAUUUUCCCUAUUCAAAAAUCAUACCCCUGAUGACUUUGGUAUAAUACUGGUGCCUGGUAGUAACCGGACACAAGCCAAAUCCAAACUAGAACCAGAAGAGGAGGUGUCUGUUCUUGUCCGCCUUCCUCUGCCAAGCAAAGAAGCAAAACCAAGACCAAGGCCAAAAAAUUUUACCCAGCAAGCAAGUUCCAACCAAGAAGAGCCCUUCAAAUUCAACAUGGGCGGAAGGGAGGGCAUUGCAGUGGCAGGUGGCCAUGAAUCCGGCCACGGUCUGUUCAGAGCAGACAUCUCCAUGACAGAGGCGCAAGAAGCAGCAGCGAAGGGGUACCAGUUCUCUCUCUCCUCGCCGUCGACGUCCCCCACUCCGUCCCCGCCGCCACCAGCUGCGGCUGGCGAUGGUGGGGACGCCACUCCAGUUCCGCUAGCCUGGAGUCUGGGUGGGGACAAGCCGAGCGAGGCCUCCGGGAACAACGGCGUGCAGACGGCCGCGCAGACUGAGCACGCCAACCUGAGCUCCGGACGCCGCCGCGGCCGGCCGCGCGGUUCCGGGAGGCGCCAGAUCCUAGCCACCCUAGGGGAAUGGUACGCCCUGACAGCCGGAGGGAGCUUCACACCUCAUGUGAUCAUCGUGGGUACUGGGGAGGAUGUGGCGGCGCGCAUAAUGUCGUUUUCUAAGAAGGGUCCACGCUCGGUCUGCAUCCUCUCUGCAAAUGGGACAAUCUCUAAUGUAACACUGAGGCAGCCGGAUCCAUCUGGUAGCACCUUCACCUAUGAGGGUCUUUUCGAGAUUCUGCAAUUGACGGGCUCCUUCACAAUGGCUGAGGAAGGUCGGAAGAGAACCGGUGGGCUCAGUGUCUCUCUUGCUGGCCCAGAUGGCCGUGUAGUUGGCGGCGUGGUGGCUGGGAUGCUGCGUGCUGCAAGUCCUAUACAGGUGAUCGUGGGGAGCUUCCUGCCCAACAGUCUGAAGCAGCACCAGAGGAGGAUGACCUUGCAGCAGCAGCAGCAGCAGCCACCUGCCUUCCCGGCACCACCAGCACCACCAGCACCUGUGGCUCCCCCUCCUGUGCUCACUGCCGCCAUGCCAAUCUCCCAGGCAGGUUUCGGCAACGGCUUCCACGCACCGCCACCAUCUGUCGUGCCUCCACAACCCCAUGCCAGCACGGAGCACGGCGCCAUGAACCUGAACUCAACGACGGGCUUCACCAUGGUUGGCUGGCCUGCGAGCUCCCCGCCCAUGCCGCACAGGGCCUCUCCUGACAUCAACGUCAGCUUGACUCCCCAGGAGUAGGAGGAGCCGGUUAUGGCGGCUGACUGGUUGCCGUUUUCUUUUGUUGCCUCAUCCCUGACACAUUUUGUUAUGUAGGGCCUGGCUGUUAAUGUAGAUGCUAGAUUAAGGGCGGUUUAGCCAAGAUCAGUAGGAUGUGGUAGAUGCUCUAAUCUGUUUUAAGAGGAGGUGCCAGUUUCUGAAACAGUCAAGACUAUUGUGCCGUCACUGACAGUUAUGUUAAUUCUGCUUCGUCCAUCA